CAAGGCAUCUCAUAGGAGGCUUUUUCAUAAAACUAGGCUCUGCUGGUAGUAAGGAGGCCACUCUCGAAGCAGGCGUUGAGCUGUGCACAUCUCCCCACCACAGGCACCUUCUCCAUAUAUCCAGCUUUUAUUUCAUUUUUUCCACUUGGCUGAGCCAUCCAGAGCCUUUUCAAUGUAUAAAAUGGAAUAUUCUUACCUCAAUUCCUCUGCCUACGAGUCCUGUAUGGCUGGGAUGGACACUUCGAGCCUGGCUUCAGCUUAUGCUGACUUCAGUUCCUGCAGCCAAGCCAGUGGCUUUCAAUAUAACCCUAUAAGGACCACUUUUGGGGCCACCUCUGGCUGCCCAUCCCUCACUCCAGGAUCCUGCAGUCUCGGCUCUCUUAGGGACCACCAGAGCAGUCCAUACGCAGCAGUUCCUUACAAACUCUUCACCGACCACGGGGGUUUAAACGAGAAGAGGAAACAGAGGCGGAUCAGAACUACGUUCACCAGCGCCCAGCUCAAGGAACUGGAGAGGGUGUUCGCAGAGACUCAUUAUCCUGAUAUAUACACCCGGGAGGAGCUGGCACUCAAGAUAGACCUCACCGAGGCGCGAGUGCAGGUCUGGUUCCAGAACCGCCGCGCCAAAUUCCGCAAGCAGGAGAGGGCGGCGGCGGCGGCGGCGGCGGCCGCCAAGAACGGGGCGGCCGGCAAGAAGUCCGACGCCUCCCGCGACGACGAGAGCAAAGAGGCCAAGAGCACCGACCCCGACAGCACCGGCGGCCCCGGCCCCAACCCCAACCCCGCUCCCAGCUGCGGCGGAGGCGGCGGCGGCGGCCCCAGCCCCGCGGCCGGGCAGGGAGCGGCGGGGCCCGGCGGACCGGGGGCCGAGCCGGGCAAGGGAGCGGCGGGGCCCGGCGGGCUGGCGGCGGCGGGGCCGGGGCAGGGCUGGGCGCCGGGGCCCGGGCCCAUCACCUCCAUCCCCGACUCGUUAGGCGGCCCCUUCGCCAGCGUCCUCUCCUCGCUGCAGCGGCCCGGAGGCACCAAAGGCAGCCUCGUCAAGAGCGGCAUGUUCUGAGCGGCGGCGGCGGCGGCGGCGGCGGCCCCUCCCGCUCAUUA
This is a messenger RNA of Camarhynchus parvulus, 1098 nucleotides long. It is a transcript of the gene PHOX2B, whose product is annotated as paired like homeobox 2B. Gene Ontology annotation, biological process: regulation of transcription by RNA polymerase II. NCBI's taxonomy places the organism in Eukaryota, Metazoa, Chordata, Aves, Passeriformes, Thraupidae. The record is from RefSeq and is a predicted model, not a curated record. Gene Ontology annotation, molecular function: RNA polymerase II transcription regulatory region sequence-specific DNA binding; DNA-binding transcription factor activity, RNA polymerase II-specific.